AAAACGACACGCACAAACAUAUGGUUGCAGGCCUUCUCCUCCUCCUCCUCCUCCUCCUCCUCCAAGAAGUGAGUAACUGAAGCCAUUCAAUUCCUCCCAAGCAAUUCAAAAUGGCGAGUUCUCUCUCGCUCUCGCACCAAUUCCUAUGUACAUAUUCGUCGGAAACCAACCAAUCAUCCAAGACACAACCCCUCACCAGAACCCCAAAACGCUCCCUCGCUCUCCGCACCCUCCUCAAAUCCACGUCUCCCAAGAACAGCUCCACUUCACUUCAAAGUUCGCCGGAAGAGCCAAACCCCAUUAUCAAAAAACCCAAAAGGGCGGCCAAUCGGCCCGACCCAAGUCCUCCUUCCCAAUUGUCCUUAUUCAACUCACCCUUGUUCAUUCGGCUUCGUCGUUUAAGAGAUGAGAGCGUCGAGUAUGAUGGGAUUGUUGUGGACAUUUUAUCAAUUGCAUUGCCUGCUGCUUUGGCUCUGGCUGCUGACCCCAUUGCUUCUUUGAUUGAUACAGCCUUUGUUGGGCAUUUAGGAUCUGUGGAACUGGCAGCAGUUGGUGUUUCGGCUUCGGUGUUCAAUUUGGUUUCGAAGUUGUUUAACGUUCCAUUGCUCAACAUUACCACGUCUUUCGUUGCCGAAGAGCAGGCAUUAGUUGGCAAGGCAAAGGAUGGUUCUCAACAGAUUGGUGAUGAUUGCCAGGGUUACAAGGAAAGCAAGAAGCUCCUACCCUCGGCGUCCACUUCGUUGGCUCUUGCAGCUAGCAUUGGCAUUGCUGAAGCUGUUGCUCUUUUUCUUGGCUCGGGUGUCUUGAUGGAUGCCAUGGGUAUAUGUGUUGAUUCACCAAUGCGAAUACCUGCCGAGCAGUUUCUUUCCCUAAGGGCAUUUGGUGCUCCACCUAUUGUAAUUGCACUCGCUGCACAAGGAACAUUUCGUGGAUUUAAGGACACAAAGACACCUUUGUAUGCCAUCUGUGCUGGCAAUGCACUUAAUGCUGUACUGGAUGGUAUAUUGAUAUUUAUUUUUAAUUUUGGCAUUGGUGGUGCUGCGGUUGCUACUGUGAUUUCUGAGUAUUUGAUUGCUGCUAUUCUUUUGUGGAAAUUGAAUACCCAAAUAUCACUUAUCCCUACUAAUAUUGAUGGAAGAAGAAUUGUCCGUUAUCUCAAAUCUGGGGGUCUUCUUAUUGGCAGAACCUUAGCAGUGGUUGUAACUACGACACUAGCCACAUCCAUGGCAGCUAGGGAGGGCCCUGUACCUAUGGCUGGUCAUCAGAUUUGCAUUCAAGUUUGGCUGGCAGUAUCGUUGCUUACUGAUGCAUUAGCUCUUGCUGGUCAGACACUUCUUGCCAGUGGUUAUUCCCAAAAGAAUUAUGAAGAAGCACGCCAAGUGGUUUACAAAGCUCUACAGCUAGGUUUAGUGAUGGGAAUUGGUUUGUCUGGCAUAUUAUUCAUUGGUUUUAAACCGUUUUCUGGCUUAUUCAGCACAGACACAGAAGUCCUAGCAAUUGCAUGUUCUGGUCUAUUGAUAACUGAUGCGGAGACUUUUUGUCAGUUUGUUGCCGGAUCUCAGCCGUUUAACGCUAUAGCAUUUGUUCUUGAUGGGCUGUACUAUGGAGUUUCAGACUUUGAAUUUGCUGCGUAUUCAAUGGUGCUGGUAGGACUGACUUCUUCAGUGUUCAUACUUUUGGCUGCUCCUGUUUUUGGUCUUGCUGGAAUCUGGGCGGGGUUGUUUCUCUUCAUGGCAUUGCGUGUAAUAGCUGGAAUUUGGAGGUUAGGUACAAAAAGUGGACCAUGGAAACUGGUCUGGGAUGAAGGGGAGUUGAAAAGUUAGUGAGAUGGAUGGUCGAUUAUCUAGUAAAGGG
Rosa chinensis is the source of this 1854-nucleotide messenger RNA. RefSeq names its product protein DETOXIFICATION 44, chloroplastic. Gene Ontology annotation, molecular function: xenobiotic transmembrane transporter activity; antiporter activity. The record is from RefSeq and is a predicted model, not a curated record. Gene Ontology annotation, cellular component: membrane. Lineage: Eukaryota; Viridiplantae; Streptophyta; Magnoliopsida; Rosales; Rosaceae. The transcript has 13 exons. The coding region runs from base 111 to 1823 and encodes 570 amino acids. Gene Ontology annotation, biological process: transmembrane transport.